CAAAAAUCCAAGUUGGUUCCUGCUGCGAUGACGACGACGACGACGAAGGCCAAGUUUGGGACCUCGUGGCCGGCGACCAACCCGUCCUCGGCGCCGGGCUCGUGUCCGCAGCGCACCAACCCGAAGCUGUUGAAGCUCGUCGAGCCGCAUGUGGCAUCGUUCGACUACAUGCUCGAGGAGGGCCUCGACCUCGCCGUGCAGUCGAUUGCGCCGCUGUCCAUGGACGUUGGCAACAGCAACAAGAUGACCAUUUGGAUCGAGAGCGCGCAAAUUGGCUUCCCGACCACGGACGCCUCCAACAACCACGCGAAGGCGAUGCUGCCGAGCGAGUGCCGUCAGCGUGGCAUCUCGUACACGGCGCCGCUCGUCGUGACGCUCGGCCGGUCGUUUGGCGGCUCGGCGAUUGAGCAUCUGCAGCGCACGGUGGGCCAGAUCCCGAUCAUGGUGCGCUCCAAGCGGUGCCACCUCGCGGGCCUCUCGCCGCCCGAGCUCGUCCAAAAGCGCGAAGAAGCCAACGAGAUGGGCGGGUACUUUAUUUGCAACGGCAACGAGCGCUGCGUGCGCCUCCUCCAGAUGCCGCGCCGGCACCAGCUCAUGGCCGUCACGCGUGGCGCGUUCGCGAAGCGCGGCGACCUCUACUCGGACAAGGGUGUCUUCAUGCGCUGCGUGCGCCGCGACCAGUCGGCGGUCACGAUGACGCUCCACUACCUCCUCGAUGGCAACGCGACGCUCCGCUUUGGCAUUCAAAAGAAGGAGUUUAUGGUGCCCGUCGGCCUGCUCCUCAAGGCCCUUUACACGCUCACGGACCGCGAGGUCUACGACCGCGUCGUGCGCGGCGACACGGAAAACACGUACUUGUCGGCGCGUAUGGAGCUCAUUCUGCGCGAGUCCAAGCGCUUCUCGGUCUACUCGCGCGACGAAGCGCUCGCGUACCUCGGCAAGCACUUUCGCUCGGUCGUGCCCUUCUUGGACAAGGACAUGUCCAACGUCGACGUCGGCAACCGGUUUGUCGACGACUAUGUGUUUGUGCACAUUCCGAAGGGUGAGAAGGGCCGCGCGCAAAAGGUCGAGCUGCUCUGCUUGAUGAUCCGCAAGCUGUAUGCGUUCGCCAAGGGCGACAUCCGCGAAGACAACCCGGAUAGCGUCAUGAACCACGAGCUCCUCCUGCCCGGCCACCUCUACCUCAUGAUCCUCAAGGAAAAGCUGCAGGAGAUGCUCGUGAGCAUGCGUCUCCAGAUCGAACGCCAAGUCGCCGACACCAAGAACAAGGUGAGCGUCAUGGACCUCGCGUACCUCAAGAAGACGUGGGAGCGCACGGCCAACAUUGGCAACGCGAUGACGUACUUUCUCAACACGGGCAACCUCCGCACGUCGAGCGGCUUGGAUUUGAUGCAGCUCGCGGGCUACACGAUCGUGGCCGAGAAGCUCAACUACUAUCGGUACUUUUCCCACUUUCGCUCGGUGCACCGUGGUCAGUUCUUUACGACGAUGAAGACCACCACGGUGCGCAAGCUCCUUCCGGACUCGUGGGGCUUCAUGUGCCCCGUGCACACGCCCGAUGGGUCGCCAUGCGGUCUCCUCAACCAUCUGGCGGUCGAGUGCCAGCUCGUGACGUCGCCGCCGUUCACGGCCGACACGGUGCUCGGCGAAGAACAGAAGCUCGCGCGCUUCCUCGCCGACCUCGGCAUGGUGCCCGCGACCGGCUACAGCGAUGGCGCGUGCUUCAUGCCCCACACGUACCUCCCGAUCACGCUCAACGGCAAGGUCCUUGGUGGCGCGCCCGCCGAGGUCUGCACGAUCAUCGAGCAGGCGCUUCGCUACACGAAGGCCGUCAAGGACAAGAGCGUCCGUGUCGAGCGCGGCGUCGACAAGACGCUCGAGGUGUGUUUGAUCUUGCCGGUGGUCGGUGGUCCGUUUCCGGGUCUGUACCUCUCGUGCGACGCCGCGCGCUUCACCCGCCCCGUCAAGCAGCUCCACACCGACCUCGUCGAGUACAUUGGGCCGAUGGAGCAAGUGUUUAUGAACAUUGCCGUGCUCAAGGACGACAUUCGCGCGUCGACGACGCACAUGGAGCUCAAGCCGACCAACAUGCUCUCGCUCGUCGCGAGUCUGACGCCGUUCUCGGAGCACAACCAGAGUCCGCGUAACAUGUACCAGUGCCAGAUGGCCAAGCAGACGAUGGGCACGCCGGCGCACUCGAUCGUGCACCGAACGGACAACAAGAUGUACCGGAUCCAGUCGCCGCAAGCGCCGAUCGUGCACAACGAGCGCCUCCGCGAGUACCAGCUCGACGAGUACCCGCUUGGCACGAACGCGGUUGUCGCCGUCAUCUCGUACACGGGCUUUGACAUGGAAGACGCCAUGAUUCUCAACAAGUCGGCGUACGAGCGCGGGUUUGGCCACGCGUCGGUCUACAAGCAGAUCAAGGUCGAUAUUUCGCCCAACGAAAACUCGACGACCAAGAGCUACUUUGGCAACGUCAAGCCGGGCUCCGCCAACGGCGAAGUCAUCUCGACGGCGCUGGACCGUGACGGGUUUCCCCACAUUGGCCAAAAGAUCCAGUACGGCGAGCCGAUUGCGUGCCACAUCAACUCGACGACCGGAAAGGAGUCGUUUGUCAAGCACAAGGAGAGCGAGCCGGCGAUCAUCGACCAGAUCAACCUCCUCGGCAACACGGGCAACAACGCGGACUUCACCAAGGCCAGUAUCAAGCUCCGCUUCGUGCGUAACCCGAUCAUUGGUGACAAGUUCUCGUCGCGCCACGGUCAGAAGGGUGUCAUGAGUAUCCUCUGGCCACAGGCCGACAUGCCCUUCUCCGAGUCGGGCAUGAGCCCCGAUGUCAUUAUCAACCCGCACGCGUUCCCGUCCCGCAUGACCAUUGGCAUGCUUGUCGAGUCGAUGGCGGCCAAGGCCGGUGCGCUCCGCGGCCAGUACAUGGACGCGACGCCGUUCCAGUUCAACGAGCAGAACCGUGCGAUCGACACGUUUGGCGUGUACCUCAAGGAAGCCGGCUACAACUACAUGGGCAGUGAGCCGCUCUACUCUGGUCUCACGGGCACGGUCAUGCACGCCGACAUCUACAUGGGCGUCGUCUACUACCAGCGUCUGCGUCACAUGGUCAGCGACAAGAGCCAAGUGCGCGCGACGGGUCCCCUCAACUCGCUCACGCGCCAGCCGGUCAAGGGCCGUAAGAAGCACGGUGGUAUCCGCUUUGGUGAAAUGGAGCGCGACUCGCUCUUGGCCCACGGCUGCGCGUUCCUGCUCCAAGAUCGUCUCAUGAACUGCUCGGACAAGCACAUUGCGACCGUGUGCACCAAGUGCGGCAGCUUGCUCAGCACGCUCAACCAGCGGGCGGCCGCGAGCACGGCCGGCGCGUCCGACAUCGAGGUCGCCCUCGGCGCGCGCAAGCUCUGGAUGUGCUCGACGUGCUCGACGGGCGAAGGCUGCGAAGCCGUCGCGAUGCCGUACGUCUUCCGGUACCUCGCCAACGAACUCGCGGCCAUGAACAUCAAGAUGACCAUGACGCUCAAGGGCGUGUAAACAAAAAAUCCCGCAUCUCAUAGACACUGUAUCCUCGGCAGCAGCACCACCACAACUUGCAUAAUUGAAUAUACUUAAACCGUUCCCACCGACCA
Messenger RNA from Saprolegnia parasitica CBS 223.65, 3635 nucleotides. RefSeq lists its product as hypothetical. Bases 28 to 3540 code for a protein of 1170 amino acids. The record is from RefSeq and is a predicted model, not a curated record. Gene Ontology annotation, biological process: DNA-templated transcription. Gene Ontology annotation, cellular component: RNA polymerase I complex; nucleus. The transcript has 5 exons. NCBI's taxonomy places the organism in Eukaryota, Oomycota, Saprolegniomycetes, Saprolegniales, Saprolegniaceae. Gene Ontology annotation, molecular function: ribonucleoside binding; DNA binding; DNA-directed RNA polymerase activity.